UAACUAUUCAUCCACUGCAGCGCCCAGCCUUUAGCACUGAAAGCAAAGGCCAGCUCCACCAUCAUCGUCCCAAACUCAGCGCCAUCAUCCCACUGAGUGGACUGGCGCGAUAAUUUCCGGAUUUUCCCAGCCAGCUUAUCGCUUCAAACCACCUCAUCAACCAUGCCGCGCCCGCCAAAGAACAAGGCCGUGCCCGAGCCUGUGGUUCCCGCCGCAGCGCCGGUCACCGUUCCCGUCGCAGCGCCAGCUGCUGCUCUCAACAUGAGCAUGAUGAACAUGAGGGCUCCUGGAGGAGGUCCUGUUAUCGAUCCUGACCAGUUCCUCCGUGUCAGAGAUUCGGUUUACCAAAGGCUCCUGACAAUCCAGGACUUGAUGAGAUCCUUUUCCCAGGACUUUCUGCGCCAGACCAACCUUCUCAUUGGGGAGAGUACCAACCUUGAUGAUGGAGCGGAGUUGGAACGCAUGGCCGGACAUCUCACCAAUAUGGCCAAUAUGAUUCCGGCUGCUUUCGUGCCUCCGCAGCCGCCGGUUGAGGAAAAGAAGGAGCGCAAGAAGCGGACUCACGACCCGAAUGCGCCCAAGCGUCCUCUGACCCCGUACUUCCUGUACAUGCAGACUGCACGUCCCAUCAUUGCCAAUGAUCUUGGAGACCAGGUGCCCAAGGGCGCCGUCCAGGACGAGGGCCAGCGCCGGUGGUCCGUCAUGAGCCCGGCCGAGAAGCUCGGCUGGAACCAGGCAUACCAGUACAACCUCCGCCUGUAUAAUGCCCGGGUCCACUCGUACAAGCACGGCAACCCGGAUGCCAAGAACAUGACAGACGACGAAGCCCGCGCAUACGCGGAUCAGCACGGCAUCGGCCUGCCACCUCUCACGCAGGUCGCCGAGGCGGCGCCGGCCGCUGACGAGGAAGCCAUUGCUGAGCAGCUGCAGCAGAGCGCCGCGGCGGAACCGUCGCCUCCCUCGGAAGCUUCUGAGGAGGAGCCGGCGGCCCCAGUGGCCAAGACGCCCAAGAAAAAGGAGACCCGCAAGCGGAAGAGCACGGCGGCAGCGGCGACGCCAGCUCCCGCUGCGGCGGAACCCGAACCCGCCAAGUCCGCAGCAGCGACGCCCGCCAGCCCAGAGGCCAAGAAGCGGAAGCGGGUAUCCAAGGCAGUCGAGCAGGUGGUGGAGGAACCUAAGAAGUCUGGUCGUAAGAAGACUAAGGCCUAGAGUUUCUUACCAUUGCUUUCUUGGUCUCUUGCCGGUUCUGUCUUCCACACUCUCUUCGGCGUUUCUGGGAGAUGAAGUCU
Chaetomium strumarium is the source of this 1289-nucleotide messenger RNA. RefSeq lists its product as uncharacterized. The record is from RefSeq and is a predicted model, not a curated record. Lineage: Eukaryota; Fungi; Ascomycota; Sordariomycetes; Sordariales; Chaetomiaceae. Gene Ontology annotation, molecular function: DNA binding, bending. The coding region runs from base 163 to 1209 and encodes 348 amino acids. The transcript has 2 exons.